AUAAAUUUUCCAAGUAAACCAAUCGAUCUGGUAUAUACCCAGAAAGAGGUCAGCCAUUUUCUCGACUUCCAAACACUUUUUAAGCAGUUUCUGUUCACACCAAGCUCCUUGCCUUUCCAUGUUGAUGAAUUGUUCAAGCAAUAACAUAGGGACUCUGUUCCUUUGUGCUUAUUUUUAGUGGAUUUGAUUCGAUCUUUGAUCAAUAUAUUUUUUGACUCUCAACUUCGUUAGGAUUUUCUUUCCCUGUUGUUAUUCACUUGAAUUUGUUAUUGAUAUUGAAUUUUGCAUUUCUUAUACUUCAUUUUUCCGAGCUAAUUUAACCUUUUUUCAUUGAAUUUUUGGACUAGUUUGAGCUAGUGAUAGAGGGUUUGACUAGAAUACAGUAUUGGGUUUUUGAUCAGACGAUCAGAUUGGAUUUUGCAUUCCUUAUUCUUCAUUUUUUUCUGCUAAUAUAAGCAUUUUUAUACAAUUUUUGGACUAGUUUAAGCUAAUGAUAGAGGGUUUGACUAGAAUAUAGUAUUGGGUUUUUUAAUCUAACAAUCAGAUCAUCUUUGUUCAUUCAGCAUAAGCAACAAAGCUAGAUCUUAAUGGUGAAAGUAAAGGGACUGUUGAGCAGGUAUUGAGUAUAGCAGUGUUUAUCAAUGGGGAAUACUUGUGUUGGACCUAGCAUUUCAAAGAAUGGUUUCUUUCAAUCGGUCUCCGCCGCGGUGUGGCGAUCCCCAUUGCCAGGAGACACUGCCUCCGCCACUAAUAGAGAAAGUGUCCAUGGGACACAAUCUUCUAUCAAAGAAGAACCUGAAUCGCCUAUGCCGGUUCAGAGUAAACCACCUGAACAAGUGAAAAUCCCAGAAGUGGAAUCAAAACAAGAGCCACCGGCAAAACCCAAAAAGCAGCCACAAAUGAAGAGGAUGGCUAGUGCAGGGCUUAGGGCAAAUUUGGUUUUACAGACCAAAACCGGUAAUUUGAAGGAGUUUUACUCAUUGGGGAAGAAACUAGGGCAAGGUCAAUUCGGGACAACGUUUUACUGUCUGGAGAAAGCAACAGGAAAAGAGUUUGCCUGUAAAUCGAUUGCUAAGAGGAAGUUGUUGACUGAAGAGGAUGUGGAAGAUGUGAGGAGAGAAAUUCAGAUAAUGCACCACUUGGCUGGGCAUCCAAAUGUUAUAUCAAUCAAUGGUGCUUAUGAGGAUGCUGUGGCUGUUCAUGUUGUUAUGGAGUUGUGUGCAGGGGGUGAGCUCUUUGAUAGGAUUAUUCAACGUGGGCAUUAUACAGAAAGAAAGGCAGCCGAGCUUACUAGGACCAUAGUUGGCGUGGUGGAGGCCUGUCAUUCUCUAGGAGUUAUGCAUCGGGACCUAAAACCCGAGAAUUUUCUCUUUGUUGAUCAUCAGGAGGACUCGCUUCUCAAAACAAUUGAUUUUGGAUUAUCUAUAUUUUUCAAGCCAGGUGAAAAAUUUAAUGACGUGGUUGGCAGCCCAUAUUACGUUGCUCCAGAAGUGCUGCGAAAGUGUUAUGGUCCUGAAGCAGAUGUCUGGAGUGCUGGGGUAAUUGUUUAUAUUCUCCUAAGCGGAGUUCCUCCUUUCUGGGCUGAGACCGAGCAAGGAAUAUUUGAACAGGUUCUGCAUGGUGAUCUUGACUUCGAGUCUGAUCCCUGGCCAAGUAUUUCAGAUAGUGCAAAAGAUUUAGUGAGGAAAAUGCUCAUUCGAGACCCCAAAAGGCGCUUAACUGCACAUCAAGUUUUGUGCCACCGUUGGGUUCAAGUUGAUGGUGUGGCUCCUGACAAGCCUCUUGAUUCAGCAGUUCUUAGUCGCAUGAAACAAUUUUCUGCCAUGAACAAGCUCAAGAAAAUGGCUCUCAGAGUUAUUGCAGAGAACCUAUCCGAAGAAGAAAUUGCUGGGCUGAAACAAAUGUUCAAGAUGAUAGACACUGACAACAGUGGUCAAAUCACUUUUGAAGAACUCAAGGCCGGACUCAAAAGAGUUGGUGCUAAUCUUAAGGACUCUGAAAUUUACGAUCUAAUGCAUGCAGCAGAUGUUGAUAACAGUGGAACAAUUGAUUACGGAGAGUUUGUAGCUGCUACAUUGCAUCUGAACAAAGUUCAGAAAGAAGAUCAUCUAUUUGCAGCUUUCAACUACUUCGAUAAGGAUGGAAGUGGUUAUAUCACCCCAGAUGAGCUCCAACAAGCCUGCGAGGAGUUUGGCUUAGAGGACGUCCGCUUGGAAGAAAUGAUCCGAGAAGUUGAUCAGGACAAUGAUGGGCUCAUAGAUUACGGCUCCGUUUGGCAAGUUGGGUUGGAGGCUUUUUUGGCUAUUUUAGCCACAAAAGACAAAAUAGGUUAUUUUAGCCACAAAAAACAAAACAUCACAUCUAACCCAUAAUCAUUACACUCUUCUC
This is a messenger RNA of Camellia sinensis, 2388 nucleotides long. RefSeq names its product calcium-dependent protein kinase 1. Gene Ontology annotation, molecular function: ATP binding; protein kinase activity; calcium ion binding. NCBI's taxonomy places the organism in Eukaryota, Viridiplantae, Streptophyta, Magnoliopsida, Ericales, Theaceae. Gene Ontology annotation, biological process: protein phosphorylation. The record is from RefSeq and is a predicted model, not a curated record.